This is a messenger RNA of Phanerochaete carnosa HHB-10118-sp, 1991 nucleotides long. RefSeq lists its product as uncharacterized. Bases 59 to 1747 code for a protein of 562 amino acids. The record is from RefSeq and is a predicted model, not a curated record. The transcript has 3 exons. Lineage: Eukaryota; Fungi; Basidiomycota; Agaricomycetes; Polyporales; Phanerochaetaceae.
GCAGAGCUCUGCAUUCAGGUCGGCAGACGCCACACUACUUUGCAUCUUGGGCUUCAAGAUGGUCCAGCUUCAUGAUCUCCCUGUCGAGUUGUGCGCAAGGAUCCUCUGCCUUCUCCCUGUACUCGAUGUUGUUCGCUUCCAGCGAGUACGUAUCAUUCUCAUCAUGGAGUCAUGUGCUGCCGUUUCUUCCAGCUUUUGCGGCCUCAUUCGAGACUCAGCUGAGCUUCAGUACAAAAUAGAGCGUUUUCUGACGGGGGCAGUGGACGGAUCGCCCGCGUCAGGAUACUCCUUUCAAAACAAAACGGACAGACUGAAAUCUUGGCGUCAGACAUGGAAGAGGCCGUCCUGGAACGAGGAGCGUAGCUUGCCUUCGUUCACACCAGUCGUCUGCGUCUCCGGACCCGUAUUCGCUCAAGGAAUGUCCGAAGACGAACUGGACACCGCUAUCGAAUUCUAUACCUUGGGAGCAAAGUUAAGAGGUGUCGAGCCGAGAAGCUGGACAUUGAAUAGCCUUCACGAAUACUAUACAUUUAAUUUUGACUGGUAUCAAGACCUACUGGUUCUCUGUGAAAGGUACCGCCGUCUGAACUUGGUUCAGGACAAUCAUCUGACGUUACUCAGCUCCGUCGAAAGCAGCCGGGUUACACUGCGUUUCCUGAGAUGUACUACCGGCCAAGUGCAUCCUGCAGCCAAACAUGUCACCCUUUUUGCAACUCUUCCAAUGGAGGGCGUUGAAGGGGCAGCCGUGGUGUAUCUUUGCGGAGACAUCGUUCUGCUCCGUUACAACUUCUCGAAUGGCAAACCCGAGUUUUGGGUAUUCGAUUGGAGACAGGGCUCUUUACUGCUGAAUUUUGGUGUUGACACUGACGUAGACGGAGCAGAGAUUGUGGUGCAGGAUUGUGCACUUCUUGACUCACGAUAUGUCAUGAUAACAGCUAGCGGAACAAGCUCUGGGCAUGUUUUAGCUGUUUUCGACUGCUACAGUGUCUCCUGUCCCGCACGGUUACUCUUUCCGGACGCCAUGCGCCGCCACGCCUCGCUCAUCCUUGAAUUGCCAUUGCCAGUGAAGCCAUACUCAAGCAACACUUUUGCCAUGCUCGAUUGCCAGCCUGAUAGUCCUGUUGCCCUGCCAGCGCAGCUCGAAGGUGUGGCUUUCCGCGCGGCGGGACCGCCCAUUGUGCUCGUGACGAUAUGGACCAACGACGGCGGGGACCAUACUAUUCAGCAUUCACUCUUCCUUCCAGGCCGAUUGAUUUUGUCCCGGCUCGUACAAUCCGGGGCGCGCACCGUAGCUCCCCCUUUGGCACAUACGAUACCAUGGAAGGCUUAUGCGAAGGAGUGCCGGCUGUUCCACACAUCGGACAUGGAAGUUACUUCCGUGUACGGAUCUCGUUAUGUUACCAGUGGCAGGGUCCGGCGGAACGAAGGGAGUGUACAAAACCCGCAGGAGGAUCAGCUAGUCGAUAUCCUCCGGAUCUACCACUUUGGCGAGCCCGCAGCGAUCCUCCACGACACGGAUGUCGACGGUCCUGCAGCGGACGACGGUACAGCAAAGUCCAGUGUGACUCGGGUCUUAGAAGAGUCUGACCAGUCAUGCAGUAUCAUCUGGGCUGAGCAAAUGCAGACAGGCGCACCUUACCUUCUAACACAGAUCAAUUUGGGCUUGGGGAAUGCGAUCGGCUCGGGUAUGUGGCUUGUUGAAGACGGGGUGGUUCUCACGGAGGGGAGCGCCGGGUACGCUGCAUAAAUGUUUCCCGAGAAUUGCUUAUACUUACGUCCUUAUUGUGGUGCAGAAGAACACGCGCGUACACUUUCUGAAUUCUCGUACGUGAAUGGUCGAGCGUGGCAUGCCCGGGAUAGCGGAUAGAGCUCCACGCAGUGUCCAUCGGCGGAGGAUAUUCACAGCCGUCCUGUACGUCGCCUACCUGGACAACAACUUGCGUUGGUUGCUCUUAUCUAAUCCAAAAGCUCCGCGCAUCCACGCUCGUAGU